AUGGCUGGCAUGGACAGGCAUCAUCAAGGCAGUGCUGACGCCAGUCGUGCAGAUUCGUGGAUUGAGAUUUCAUCUCAACCCUCGUCGUCGUCACUCUCCUCUGCUGCCGACGAGAUCGUAACCACAGGUCUUCGUGUUCAUCAAACGCCAGCUUCAUACCGUCGAAGACGCCAAAGACCCGGUCGACCCUCGCGACUCAACAUCGCCAGUCGUGCCGCAAGUGCUGGCGCUGCCAGCAGUCAAGAAGAAUAUGAAGAGAGCGAGAGCGACGACGAUCAUGUUAUAACUUCGUCUGGUGAAGGGCUCAGGCUACCAGCGACGCACGUCAGAGAUGCCAUGGUCGAGUCCUCGGAUGAUGAUGAGAACAGGACAGCCGUCAACUACCCUAUCAACAACGACAACGUCUUCACACCCCAGCCGAAUGCCUUCUCUCACCCUUCGAGCCAUCCUGUCAGACAUGCGAGUCAGCCUGUGCCAGGCUCGUACUUUCCCGCUCAACCCGAACGUCGUCAUUCGGCUAGGCACUCAUACCCAUCUCGUGCAGAGGCCAGAGUUCAACACUCGCCCUUCAACAUGCUCUCCCCAAACCACAACGCAGCUGCUGACCACGAAGCUGCCCUCCGCGCCAGUCUUUCCACUUUGCAGUCUUUUGCUGCGGCUGCUCGCGGACUCCCCAAGUCGAACACUCGCGCUGCAGCUGAUGCCCCUCCUCCAGCGUCAAACAGAAUCCAGCCAAACACACUGCGCAUGGUGCCUGCCUCUGCUCUCGAGAACAACUCGCCCCUUUUAGCUCCCGUUACCGAGCCGACAUUCAAGCCGACCAUCCGCCGUGCAUCUACCUCUACUUCCGCUUCUGCCGAAGGCCGUUCCUCCAAAUCGGAGGGUAAACGGAAAGGCACUUCUGGUCGCGGCUCAUCCAAGGAACGAAGAAUGAUCAAGAAACGCCGCAACUCUGGCGCCGUCUAUGGUGCCGACGACAUGACUGUCAGUCCAACGCUCUUCACAUGGGUCGUCAGCGUGGGCGUAGUAGUUGUGUUCAGCGCCAUCAGCUUCUCCGCCGGUUACUCCAUGGGCAAAGAAGCCGGCAGAUUCGAAGCUGGCUUGACUGGCACCGGCGACGGAGCCACAGCUUGCGCGCGCGAAGCUGGCAAAAGCGGUCUGGGAUUCAGAAAGUCCAAGUUGUUCAGCAUUGCCUCGAGCGUUGGAGUUGGUGCUUGA
Molecule: messenger RNA, 1218 nt
Organism: Aureobasidium melanogenum CBS 110374
Lineage: Eukaryota; Fungi; Ascomycota; Dothideomycetes; Dothideales; Saccotheciaceae
Exons: 1
Coding region: 1-1218 (405 amino acids)
Source: RefSeq, a predicted model, not a curated record